AUGGCAUAUGUACCAUAUUCGAUAGAACGUAUAAAACGUAAACUUGUCAUUGUUGGUGACUCUGGAGUUGGAAAGACUUCGUUGGUCAUGCGAUAUGCUACUGGCAAACCACCUUCACAAAAUAAACCAUUCAUUUAUGAGGAUUACUUUGUAACUGAAAUGAUGGGUGAUGAAGCUGUGGAGUUACGGGUGGUUGAUACGGCGUACGUGUCACAAAGAAAAUCGGGAUAUUCGGGUGCACACAUAGUUUUAAUGGCAUUUUCAGUCGAUUCACGCGAGUCAUUUGAAAAUAUAACACAGCGGUGGUUUGCUGAAGUACAACAAUACGCGCCAACAGCUACCAUUAUCUUGUUAGGUCUAAAACGAGAUACUCGCGGGGAUCCAGUAGUGAUUGAGAGAAUGAAAGAGCGUGAUGAGAAAUUUGUUGAUGUGCGAGAGGCAUUGCUACUCUCAUCAGCACUCUGUGCUAGAACCUACAUCGAAUGCUCAUCAUACGUGGGCGUUAAUGUACGAAAAGUAUUCGAGGAAGCUAUUUCUGGCGUCGUAGAAAAAUACAUUAAAGAUAAUUCUCAGAGCUCGCCUUCAUCAUCAUCAUUGAAUUGGAUAAAUGGAAAACGAGCGUCGUCGUUGUGUGGGGGAGUUGUUGGUUUUUUCGGACUAAGACAAACUAGCAAUAAUAACAACAAUAAUACAGGGACGCGGCGGAGGACAGGAACGAACAAUCAUAAUAACAAUCGAAGUAUAAAUAAUCUCCUAUCCCAACAUGAAUUCGAGUCUAGAGAAGACGUGAAUGGGACAAAGCAUUUAAAAGGUCAGUAUAGCGAAAUUAUGGAAAUCCGUGAUUAUUCCUUUGCGUAUAAUAUUAACAAGGCUCAUUAUUUACGACAACCGAAUACAUCU
Molecule: messenger RNA, 900 nt
Organism: Ambispora gerdemannii
Lineage: Eukaryota; Fungi; Glomeromycota; Glomeromycetes; Archaeosporales; Ambisporaceae
Source: the annotation of a GenBank genome assembly